UCGGAUUCGUUCGGACGUGACGUCGCGGCUCGUGAGUACGGCGCCUUUCUAACGGGACAUCAAGCUCUGUGUUUAUGUGCGCGUGUGCGUCAGUGUGUGUGCCUGCCCACAAAGCUGUGCUACAAUAUUUGCAUUAACUAAUGCCAACAAAAUAGAGAAAAUAUCUAUUAAAAUACCAAGUGGUGAAGAAAAACCUAAGAAUAAAAACCAAAAGUCUGACCAUUAUCAAGGUUUUAUUACCAAGGACUUUCAGAUACAAUACAAACUCGCCGCUACACCGGCAGACAUAUCAAAGAAGGGAUUAUUUUGGACUGAAAAAUUCACUUUAAGGGCGCUCAAGAGCAAAAACCCGUGACAGCAUCGACCAUAUCGAAUUGAAGCCAGCCGAACGGAACCAACUUUGGGGCAAAAGUGCGUUACGGUUCCGCCAAUUAAUAUCGAUGUCACGACAAAUCAGUGUCAAUCAAUCUGUGGGAAAACGACACGAAUUUCCACAAAUAUGCGCCGGCAAAUAGAAUCGUCGGACGCUAUAAUGAGCCAUAUCAGCGAACAAAUAUUAUCCACGCCGCCAGCCACUGGAAUGGGAAAUGGCCAAAACAAUGAGCAGCAUCAUCAGCAGCACUUGAGUAAAUAGAAAAUCAGUGUUCAGAAUCAAUACAAAAUCAAUAUAAAUAGUGCGGGGCGAUAGACAGAAAUUGAUUGUCAACAUUAUUCGCUGUCGCUGUCGCGCAGAGCGAUAAAAACCCGAGUAGCGGCAACAAAAGCCAGAGCCAGAGCCAUCGGAGCGUUGAAAGCCAAACAAAGCCCGAGCUCCCCAGCGAGAAUGGGUGGCAAGCACCAGGGAUCCGGGGCAGGAGUGGGUAGCUCCUCCGGCGGCGGAGGCAGCCUCAACUCCAGCCUGUGCAACUCGGUGAUGACGAGCGCCACCACCGCGAGCAGCAGUCUCACCCAGCAGCAGCAGCAGCUGCAGGCCAAGUACAUCAAGUCGAAGCGCCACCAGAGCCGCUACACCAGCCUCCAGCACUCCGGCCACGAUUCCGGCAGCUAUCUGCACCUCAACUCGCUCUGGUCCAUCUGGUACGGAGUGCUGUUGACCCUGUUCCAGGGCUACCUGGCCAUGCACGGGGCCUACAGGUUCCUGGGCUGCUCCCUGAUACCCUGGAAAAUCGAGCCCGUGGCCGAGCUGAAUCUGCAGAUUGUGCUCUCCGGAGUGGUGUUCAUCCUGCUGCCCGUAUUUUUCACUUCGGCGGUGUUCAAGGUUGGCAACUUGGCAAACGAUGGUAUAAAAUUGGCCACCGGCGCCAGGGAAAGGCGCUGCACCCUCUCGCCGCAUGAUGGCCUGGAGGAGGAGUCGCGCGGCGGAACCCUGCGAGCACUUUGGACCCACGGCGGACCCACGGCAGCCUUUGUCCACAUCCUGAUUGCCCUCUGCCUGCUGCUGCCGCGCCUGCUGCUCGAGGCUCGCAUCAUUGAGAACGGAUUGCUGCCAAAAGAGCAAAUUUGGGCCACUGAAUUGGACUUUGUUGUGAUCAAUCGACGCAAUUUGAUGGCCAUGUCGGUGGUGGGGGCCACACCCUUCCCCAGGCACCACCAGAAUCAGCAGCAGCAGCAGCACCACCAGGAGCACAGCCGUCUCAACCUGACCGCAAACAGCUUGGAGCAGGAUGAGGAGGACUACUUCAACGAUACCAUGUUCACGGCCAUCCGAGGAGUCCCGGCCGGGGGCAAUAACAAUUUGUUCGACCUGCGACCCGAUAAGGCCAACGGCAGAAAGGCGGCCAAGACGACGGCUACUACGAAGACGAGGGCGAGGACAACUACCACCACCACUUCCAGUUCCCAACUGGAUGCGGGCAAGGGCCAAUACUUUGAAGUGCCCGAUUUAAUUAAUCAAGAUAUUGACGAAGAGGAGCGCCAGGAACUGGAGGAGGCAAUGAGGGGUGAAGCUGGAGAUGGUGAUGAUGGGGAUGCCGAUGAGGAAGGAACCGUCAUCAUGCCGGAUUUCGAUGAGUUGCCGCCAAGAACCGCAGUUGGCACGACAACCACAGCCUCGUCUGCCGAUGAUGCCGGCAAGUUGAAUGUGGAAAAUUGGCAAAAGCUGGGAACCCUGGGCAAAGAGACCACAAAGAGCAGCUCCAGUACAACACCCUCUACAACCACCACGACUAGGACAACAUCGACAACAACCACCACCACGGCGGCGACAACCACUGAAAGUACCAGCAGCACCACCAUAAAACCUGUUGACAUAAUAACGUCGAGCAGACAACCACAUCACCAUCAUGGAAAACCGCGGAAACACCACAAACAUCACAACAAACAGAGGCAGCAACAACACAAGGAUCAACAACCUCGUCGCCACCAUGUGGCCUCACAUGAGCAGGCGAUCCUCGAGAGCUUUUCGCCGGAGGAGGAGACCACCACCAGGGACAGCAGUAUCCAUAGGGUGCGACCCGAAGUCCUGCCAGAGCUGCCCAUUCCCUCCACGCCGGUUUCCGCCUCCAAUUCCAAGAUCAUAGCCAUCAAGCCCAAAAACCAGAAACGCAGGAUUUCCAAGAGAGCAGCCGGUGUAGAAAUCGAACCGGAGUACUUGCUCAACGAUGCCAACAUCAAUUCCAGUGAAUUUGUGGCCAAAUCCAAUGAGGAGGAGCCGGAAGAGGACUUCGAGCUGGAGGAUAGUGAUUUUCAGGCAGUGCCCGCCCUGACCCCAGCUCCUCCAGGUCCACCAGCGAGUGGCCCGAAAGCUGGACAGGAUUACGUCCGCUUGGAUGGCUUUGCCGGCAUGCUGCAGCUCUUCUUUGGCAUCGAUAAGCCCAUCGAUGUGGCCAUUUUCUCCCAGCCUCCCAGUGCCGAGUUUGUGAAUCUGCUGUGCGCCCUGCUGGUCUGGUCAGUUCGCUAUCCGGCGGUCUUUUGGAACACCUCCAAAGCCUUUGCCUGCGUCUUCAGCCUCCAGAUGGUGGUGGCUGCUCUGGACAUUAUCCUGGGCUAUGUGGGUGUCUCCAAUCUGUACAAGCUGCAGAUCUACGCCGAGGCCAUGCCAGUCCAUCAGCCAGGGCUCAUCCUGAACGCCGUAGUCACCCUGGCGUUGUACCUUCUGGCCACCGCCUUGGUGGUGGCCUCCUCCAUGGUCAUGUACUUGUAUGGGCAUGGGCGACUGGCCACGCGGAUGCGAGACCGCUCGAUUAUCACCCUGAAGAGCCACCAGACCUGGAUCUACUUCGCCCACUGCGCCUCCCUGUGCUUCGUUUUGGCCCUGGCGGUGGUGAAGGCGCCGCUCCUCAACGAUCUCAGUGCCACCUACAAGAACAACCUGCACUGUCCCACAUUCCUGGCGGCUCUCGUUGGAGUGACGCACCUGCUGCUGUGGAUUGUCAUCUGGCUGUGCCUGACCAUCAAGCGUCGCUGGCACUUUAAGCUUCCGCCGCUGGACAGCACUUACGGCGGAUUGCUGGGCAAGGCCAGUGCCCAGCCGCUCCUCAUGUCCAGUGGCCAGCGGGCGGGGAGCAACUCGAGCAGCAGCGGCUGCAACUCCACCAGCACCACGGUGAAUGGCGGCGACUCCAAGCCGGACAUGAUGAGCACGGCCACCAGCACGGAACUGGGCAUGGGCCUGGGUGGGGGUAUGGGUAUGGGCAUCAACGGCGGCUUGGGCGGCACGGGCAUGGGCCUGGCCGCCCAGGAGGACAUCUACUGGCCCAAGCUGACGCCCAGCUCGCCCAAGCUGAAGGUCACCUUCAACGAAGUUACGAGUACGUCUGAUGAUGUCCUACUAAUUGGUGACCAAGAACAAACUGAUGGCAAGCGCCAUACGAGCCGUGGAGCCUCGAUAUGUUUUGCCAGUGCUGCGGGGGAAGCUGACGACGGCGAGUACGCGACACUAAGGGCGGCCACCGCCGGAGCCGUCGUGGGCAUCACCAUGGGCAGCAUGAAGCGGGGCGUCAGCAACACCUCGGUGGGGGUCAGCCUGCUCCACCUCUCGGAGUACGAUGAACUUCCUCCGCCGCCGCCGCUGGCCAACAACCAUAAUCAUCAGCAGCAGCAGCAGAGGCAGCAGGCUCAAUCCUUUGCCCAUGGACAUCCCCACGACUAUGCCAACCUCAGCGGAUUGGGUGGCAUCAGCGACGACAACAUCUCGGAGGAGGGCAAGCUGCUGGCCUGUGUGCGCGACGACAGCAUCACCUACGCCUCCACCAGGGAUCUGGAGCCGCCCCAGCCGUCGGCACAGGCACAGACACCACCACCCCCGCCGCCGCUGCCCAUGAAGGGGGCCCCCGUGGCCCAGCCACCAGCGGUACUGCCCCAUUCCACCGGCAUCUACGGACGGGCCCCUCAAGCCAUGCCCGAGAUGAUGCAGCUGUCGCCCGAGCGCCAUCACAAUCCACUUCAGCAUUCUCUGCAGCAUCCACAGCAGCAUCCUCUCCAGCAGAAGCAGCAGCAACAGCAGCAGCCACCACCGCAUCCUCUCCAGCCACAGAGCAAUCCGCACCAGCAUCUAGUCAGCCCUUUGGCUCCGGUCACGGUCGCAGUUCACACCAACGAAGCGCAUAUCGCCUCCAGUUCCACACCCCGCUGCCUGCGCCGCGCCGACUCGGGCGUUCCCAACGAGGCGUUGACGCCCCGCAGCGAUACCAACUCCACCACCGAGAGCACCAACACCACCUCGCCGCCGGAGCGCGCUCCCUCCGAGUCCUCCAGCGGCGUGCAUUCGGGCGAGGAGCGUGAGCUGGAGGUCAUCAUACGGCCGCGGGCCAACAGCAAGCCACCGCCCCGCCCCCCACAGCCGCCCAUCCAGGAAGAGCCCUACGGUCGGUGCACCAACAUGCGCAUGUCCAGCUUUAAUGCGGAUCCCACGGCCAACUCCUCCUCCUCCGGCGCCUCCUCCACGUCGACGGUGGUCAUCAACAGUGCCACGCUGCCGCUGCAGCGUACGGUGCCGGAACAGAAGUUCGACUAUACGGCUCACUGCAGCACGAUGCCACUGCCGGUGGGCUGUCACAGCCAGCAGCUCGCCGGGAGCGGCGGUGGUGGCUAUGCCUCCACCUCGGCGAUGACCAGUUCCAUGGGCCCACCAUCGCAGGUCUCCAGCUUCAUGACACCGAACAGCAACAGUAGCAUGCACUACGCCAAUGCCUCGGUGGCCCUGGGAAGUGGCCAACAGACGCCGCACACCACGCUGCCCAAUGGAGUGCGCUACUCCAAUCCGCACUUCCUGCGCCGCCUGCCGCACGUGACCAAGGCCGCGGAGUCGCCCUACGGACACCUGGGCUACGGAGCCGGGCACCAUGCCUUCGCCAAGCUGCCGCAUGAGACGCAUCCCACCAUUCCGGAGGACCGCGACUCGGCCAACUACUCCAUGGCCUCCGACCAGGAUUGCGGUCUGUAUGUGACGGCCCAGCUGCACUAGGAUGGCCAGGUAUCCCUCUACUACACCAAGGACUUGGAACUGUUGCAAAGCGCCUUGCAAUCUGUGUAAAAUCCCUAAAAUCCUUAUAACCUAAGUUUAGCUGAUUGCCCUACGACCGUGGCCUACAUAUGCUUCUGCUGGUGACCACUCCUCCAUGGCAUUAUAGACGAACAUAUUAAAUGAAAUUUUAGGAGACUAACAUAUGUUGUAGUGCAAUCGGAGCACAGAUAGGAGCACACAUAGCAUUACCCAUUACUAUACAUAACGCCCUAAGUUAGCCUCUCGGUUUUUGUACAGCUCCGGCCCCCAGAGAAGCCACACCAAAUCCACUAAUCUUCCAAGGAUCAGCUGGUUACCCUAUCCAAAACUAUUCUCAAUUUGCUUUGCCUUGACGAUGAUCCACUGAAGUAUGUAGCGCUAACUGCCACUCAGAUGACCCACGAAAAGAAAAGAAACGAAAAAUUGAACCCAAACUAUAUCUAAAUCUAAACUACACCUACAUCUACGGCUAAAUCUAAAUCUAAAUAUAUAUAUUUAUAUUUAUACAUGCUAUGCUCGUAUACAAUGUGUAAGAUAAUAAGCUAAUCGUGUUUAAGUAAUCAAUGUAAACUAAUGUUUAUCAUAUCAUAUAUGAAUGAAUAUCGAUAGCUAAGUGUAAGACCCUAAAAUAUACUAAUCUGAAAGGAAUAAAAUAUCAUAGCUCGAUCAUGUGCAAGCACUCAAAGUAUUUUCCCCUAAGCAAUUUCUCUUAUCGAAGCAAAAAAAAAAAGGAAAAAUAUGGAAUGGACAUAAGGCAUACGAAUUUAAGCUGCAAUUCUAUGGUUUUUAUUGUAAGGAUAAACUGUAAAGUGGUAAAUCGUAAUUUCAUGGCACUAACUAGCCCCAACGCUAUGCUUCAGCUAGUCGGCAUAGAUGGCAGACACCCAGCAAGGCUUUGGCAUAUGUAUUUUCUAUGGUCUCUCAACGCUUAUCGUUUAAGAUGAAUGUAAAAUGUAAUGUAACAAAGCGACAAUAUGAAUAUUAUCUAAUGUAUGAUACAAACGAGUACUAUCCACGGCCCCAUACAUAUCUCACACGCACAAGACUUUCGACCUUAACCUACUCCUACUGCACGCUGGAAUGUCCUUUCCACCCAUACACCCCGCUUAUAAGGAUUCGUUUUUGUGCCCCGCGUAAAUGUAGUUAAAUGUACUCUUAUUUCAAAUCGGAACUCGUCAUAAGCCAUAAAGAACAUAUAACAUAUUUUGAGGAUUGUAGUUCCGAACCCAUUUUUGUAGAGCCUUCAGUUAACCGGUCGUAUUUAUUUUCGUUAUAAAGACUGAUUAGUAAUAUAAUACCUACAUUUUGAAAUGCACAUCCAUCAGAGAACUUGAAAAACUAGAGAUUCGAAGUCAGCUUGAGAAAUUCAUAGCAUUGAUACGAUAGUGGAUAGGCCAUAAAUAUAGUUUAGUAUGUCGUCAUUAACUUGGUUCCUUUGUGAAACGCACUAAACUAUACGAGAUAUCAGCAGUUAAGAAAGAAAACUUUUGUAAAAUAAUUUCAAAUUAAUUAACGAAUUAUUCAAAUAAAAUAUCCAAAAGAAACACUAAGUAUGCCCCAAAAGAGAAUUACGAAUACUUGAUUUAGUAACCUGGGUCACCAAUUUUUUUGCGCAAGCGGGCAAAACUUGUAAAUGAACGUAAGGUCAAACCCAGUAUCCGAUAUGGCGCAUGCAUCCAAAAACAUUUAUAUUUAACAAUAUAAAUCAAUGAAUGUUUAAAUUAUUUAUAUAUACAAUAUACGGAUUAAAUGGUUUAUCAAUGGUAAAUAAAGAAAUACCACCGCUUUAUGUAAAACCCCAAAA
This is a messenger RNA of Drosophila biarmipes, 7247 nucleotides long. It is a transcript of the gene tinc, whose product is annotated as protein tincar. NCBI's taxonomy places the organism in Eukaryota, Metazoa, Arthropoda, Insecta, Diptera, Drosophilidae. The transcript has 10 exons. Bases 824 to 5404 code for a protein of 1526 amino acids. The record is from RefSeq and is a predicted model, not a curated record.